CAGGUUCUCGAGGGUCUUCCGUUCAUCACACCGGAGCGCCAUUUCCCGCCAGUCUUUUUACCUGACCAGGCCUGACAGCAGCCCUCCCUACGGCCGGCAGGGAGGCCAAGCGCAGAGAUGCCGACGCCAGAUGGACAGUCCCUGCAGGCCCGACAGUCACCACAGAGACGGGAGCCACCCACAAGAGGAAGCCCAAAUCCAGGACGCUGGGCGGCACCCCUCCCCGGGCAGGGCGGGCCUGACUGUGUGCCCAGUUCAAGGGCUAGGACCACGGGCUGCCCGAAGGGCCCGCAGAGGGGUGGGGGCCGCGUCUUCCCAGAGAUGCCCCCGCCCCAGUGCCCCAGCAGCCGCACCCACUUCCUCCACCGCUGGGGACCGCCUCCUCGGACCCAGGUUGGCACAAAGAGAGGCAAGCGGUCAAGGAUGGCAGGGGUCCGGCGGAGCCGCCCCCGGGCAGCAGGCUGGGCCCAUGAGAGAUCAAUGGGGAGCCACCGAGAGGAGGGGCUCCUACAGGAGCUAAGCCAGCUGGACCAAGAUGCAGAGCUGGACGAUGCUGACACCGCCAGGCCCCGGGCUGCCCUCCUGGAGAAGCACCCGCUGGAGGGGGAGAAGCAGCCGCCCGGCACCGGGCAGGGCCCCUUCUUCUACAUCGGAGGCACCAACGGGGCCUCAGUAAUCAGCUCCUAUUGCAAAAGCAAGGGCUGGCAGCGCAUCCAGGACAGCCGGCGGGAAGACUACAAGCUCAAGUGGUGCGAGGUCAAGUGCAGGGACACCUACCGCAGCUUCCGGGAAGGCGAGCAGCUGCUGUACCAGCUCCCCAACAACCAGCUCCUCACCACCAAGAUCGGGCUUCUCAGCGCCCUGAGGGAGCACGCGCGGGUCCUCAGCAAGACCAGCAAGCCGGCCCCCUGCGCGCAGGCCAAAUCUGGAAAGGACACGACACCCGCCCCAGAAGAGCUCAUGUGGAGCAGCCCAGGACGCCUUGGGCCACAGAGGGUCCUGAAAAUGGAAGACUUUUUCCCAGAGACCUACCGUCUGGACAUCAGGGAUGAGAGAGAGGCUUUCUUCACCCUCUUUGAUGAAACCCAGAUGUGGAUCUGCAAGCCCACCGCCUCCAACCAGGGCAAAGGCAUCUUUCUGCUCCGGAACCAGGAGGAAGUCGCCGCCCUCCAAGCCAAGACCCAGAGCAUCGAGGACGACCCCACCUACCGCAAGAUGCCCUUCCGGGCGCCUCAGGCGCGGGUCGUGCAGAGGUACAUCCAGAACCCACUGCUGCUGGACGGAAAGAAGUUCGACGUGCGCUCCUACCUGCUCAUCGCCUGUGCCAUGCCCUACAUGGUCUUCUUCGGCCACGGCUACGCUCGCCUCACCCUCGGCCUUUACGAUCCCCAUUCCAGCGACCUCGGUGGCCAUUUAACCAACCAGUUCAUGCAGAAGAAGAGCCCCUUGUACCUGCUGCUCAAGGACGACACGGUAUGGAGCAUGGAGCACCUUAACCGCUACAUCAACGACAAGUUCCGCGAGGCCAAGCGCCUCCCCCGGGACUGGGUCUUCACCACCUUCACGAAGCGGAUGCAGCAGAUCCUGGCCCACUGCUUCCUGUCUGUCAAAUCCAAGCUCAAGUGCAAGCUGGGCUACUUUGACCUCAUUGGCUGUGACUUCUUGAUCGAUGAAAACUUCAAGGUGUGGCUGCUGGAGAUGAACUCCAACCCUGCCCUGCACACCAGCUGUGAAGUCCUGAGAGAGGUGAUUCCAGGCGUGGUCAUGGAGACCCUGGACCUGGCACUCGAGACCUUCCAGAAGAGCCUGCGCAGCCAGAAGAUGCUGCCGCUGCUGUCCCAGCGCCGCUUCGUGCUCCUGCACAACGGCGAGGCAGACCUGUGGCCGCGCCUGGGGGGCUCCCGCAGCGUCCCCCGCCCGCCGUCGCCGCCGCCCCGGCCCGCCUGCGACGCCGCGCCCGCCGCGCCCCCCGCUCUCCGCGCCGCCGGCAGGCCGGGCGCGCGCAGGCCCGCGCCGCGCCGGGGCCCCAGCGGCGCGCCCGGGCGGCCCUCCUCCGCACAGCGGCGCCCCCGGCCUCCGACCCCCGGCCCCGACGGCGCCCAGCGCGGGGACCCCGAGGCCCCGGGCGGCGGGCGGCCGCGAGUGGGCGGCGGGGAGCCGGCGCGGGAGCCUUCCCCGGGGUCGGCGGAGGAGGAGCGCAAGAACGCGGGCCACCGCGGCUCCUAGCGGGCGGCCACCGGCGCCCUCGCGGGGACCUAUAAAAGCUGCUUUGUUACAAACGCGACGUCUGCAGCUGGUCCGCGGGUUCCCCGCACACCGGGCCCCGAGACCCCCUCCGGCAGCCUCCCUGCACCCCGUGAGCUGCUACUCCACUGCUGGGGCUCGUCCUUGGGAGGACACGACGGUAGAGGGAUGGGGGUGUCUGCCCGGCAGGAAAGGGAGAUGAGGCCCCCCGCGCCCCUGACUCUGCCCACCGUGAGCUGCUUCCAGUCCCUGGGCCCCAUCACCUACGGCCCUCGUCCACCCGCCCUGCAAUCUCACAACCCACCUGACCUCUACUGCCUGGGUCGGUGGUCCCCAGGAAAGGCGCCCAGUGUCCCCCAGUCAAGGGUCUAGAGCCUCACGGACCCCUCUCGAUUCCCAUAGGAAGGCUUCCUCACACCCAACGUGUUCCUCCAAGCUGCGGUCCCCGCCCUGCCCAGGCUCAGCUCCUUUCUGGGCCUUCCGAGCGCCAGCGCCCUGAGCUCUCCUCCACCUGCGACGCCCGGACCCUACGGCAGGCAGAGCCCUGCAGAGGCCGGGAGGACCCAGGCUGUGGGUGACGGGCGCAUGGUCGUGGCAGGACAGCGCCCUGAGGGAAGUGCCGAGCCAGCAGGCCCCUGUGUGCCCUGUGUGCCCAGCCGCGAGACCGCUAGGAGAUUCAGGGCCUCUCAUGUGUCCACGCCCCCGCCACCAAGCGUCCUGGGGCAGCCAUAAUCCCCUCUUCACCCCGGCCUUCCCCACCCACCCCAGCUGUCACACCGUCCUCCCGCACUCCCUUUCACGUGCCCUGCCCUCACCUCUCCAAACGGUCACCACCAAGUCACAUGCCCUCCUCCUGCCCUGCCCACCCUCGCUCACUACCUCAGUGGGCUCUACCAAGGUGGGAGGGGCUGCCGGGACCCCUGCUGUGCCUUGCAUUGGCGUGCUGGUGGGACCUGAGGGGCAACGACCUGUCCUCCCCCGCUGCCCCCCCUACUCCUUUCCCAGGGAGGCAACGGCCACAGCACCGCUAGAGGGCGGGGGGCACUGACCACCGAGCCCCAGGCCAGCCCACUGGAGGUAUGCAGCCAGGGAGCCAGGGAGCCAGGGAGAGAAGAGCCAGACGGAAAGCGGGGCUCAGAGAGGUAGAGUCACAGAGCCAGUGAGGGGCCCAGGCCAGGACUCACCUGCCCUGUCACUCACAGCCCGCCCACCCUCCCACCACCACUGCACCCCCUCGUCGUCCUGCUGCUGUGGCCCAGAGUGUGGGGUCCCCAGGCCAGGAGCACACUUGUCACUGGGUGACUGGGGUCCAGGAACCCUGAGUCCCCUCCCAGUGCGUCUGGUGGUCUCUCCAUGGGGGGUCAAGCUCAGCACUGCGUCCUCUGCAGCCUGCUGGCCAGCUCUGUGCCCGAAGACCCGUCUCCAUCAGGGAGAGGUGGCCUCCUGGGUGGGCAGAGCACACCCAGGUCUUUGUAAAACCCACGCCUGUGUCUUCGGGGUCAGGACCACUUUCCUCGCUGGCAUCCAGGACACUACACAGCCACGUCACCUCGGGGUCACCUUGGGGUCACCCCCUUAACUCGCCCGAGGGGCCUCUAUACCCCAUGUCUCAUCUCUGAGGCCUCUCCCACCCCCUCCUCACAUCCUGCCCACGGGGCCUCUGCCCACGCUGUCCUGUGGCUCAUGAUGUGGCCCGUGGUGGCAGCAGUGCUGCGCCAGGACCUCCCAGCUCUCCUCCAGCCUCGGCGGGACUGUUCCCCUGCUGGUCAAGGAGGUGUCUACGGAGGCGACCCGACCCUCAGGGAGCAGCUGCCCCUGCCGCCUCCAUCACCCCUGGGCCCUGCGUGGGUGCAAUGGCCCGCGGGGACCGUGAUGGGCCAAGAAGUGCACAUCCUGACUGGGCCUCCGUCCCCGGGCUCCCCCAAAGCCCUGGA
This is a messenger RNA of Balaenoptera musculus (blue whale), 4178 nucleotides long. It is a transcript of the gene TTLL10, whose product is annotated as tubulin tyrosine ligase like 10. The transcript has 14 exons. Gene Ontology annotation, biological process: protein modification process. The coding region runs from base 118 to 2226 and encodes 702 amino acids. Lineage: Eukaryota; Metazoa; Chordata; Mammalia; Artiodactyla; Balaenopteridae. The record is from RefSeq and is a predicted model, not a curated record.